This is a messenger RNA of Camellia sinensis, 648 nucleotides long. RefSeq lists its product as uncharacterized. Gene Ontology annotation, molecular function: protein binding. Lineage: Eukaryota; Viridiplantae; Streptophyta; Magnoliopsida; Ericales; Theaceae. The record is from RefSeq and is a predicted model, not a curated record.
AUGGUAACAGAUAUUUUUCUACAGAUAGGCCUAGGUCUCAUCACUGUCUUCAUGUACCUCUGGAUGCACAAUCUCCCCCAACAAGCUUUCUCCAAGCUUCUCGCUCGCCGCAAUCACUCCGCCAACGAAGCCAAGCGCCACUUCGUCAAAGGAGCUCAGCUUUUAGGCGAAGCCAAAUCCCGAUCCGCCAUCGAUAACUCCGCCGCAGCUUCCCUCGCCAAGUCCGCCGCCGACGAAGCCGACAAAGCCAUCGCGAUCGACCCCAAGGAUGCCGCGGCUCACAUCCUCAAAGCCCUGGCUCUGGAUCUGCAGGGAUUUAGGACAUCGGCUCUCGACGCACUAGACGUGGCGCUGUCGCCGAUGGCGGCGAAGUCGCUGUCGGCGGAGGAGAGAUCGGACGCGCUGAUCAAGAGGGCGGAGUUGAAGGUGGGGAUGAGUCAGAGCGAGCGAGUUGACUCGGCGAUUGCGGACCUGGUUGAGUCGGUGAAAUUGAAGAGUGAGAAUGCAAUUGCGCAGUGUGUGUUGGGGGAGUGUUAUGAGAAGAAAGGGAUGGUGGAGGAAGCGAGGAAGGCUUAUGAGGAGGCUAUUAGGGUCCAGCCCAGGGCCAAUGUGGCUCGAGAAGCGCUCCAGCGAUUGACUUCUAAAUAG